This is a messenger RNA of Phanerochaete carnosa HHB-10118-sp, 1812 nucleotides long. RefSeq names its product glycoside hydrolase family 5 protein. Gene Ontology annotation, molecular function: glucan endo-1,6-beta-glucosidase activity. Lineage: Eukaryota; Fungi; Basidiomycota; Agaricomycetes; Polyporales; Phanerochaetaceae. Gene Ontology annotation, cellular component: cell surface; extracellular region. The transcript is spliced from 4 exons. Gene Ontology annotation, biological process: glucan catabolic process. The record is from RefSeq and is a predicted model, not a curated record. Bases 1 to 1812 code for a protein of 603 amino acids.
AUGCAGCUUCCUUCAGGAGGAUUCGUUGCUUUGCUUCAGACUCUUCACUUGUCGCAAGGUCUGUAUAAACCGACACCACCGGCUGGUCCCUCAUCAUACACGAGAACUCUGGCUGGCCCUAACUCGUAUACGCCUUACGACUCUUCUGGAACAAACGAUGCUUCUGGAGAUGAUAGAUCCUCGCAGGUCUCUGGUGACUCUGACAAUUCAUGCGCCUGGCUGCCGUACGACUCUCCUGUGGAGAACCAAGACUUUGCUCCCUUCGACUCGGCAAAGGCAACCGUAUACCGAUAUCGUCAGCAGCAGUCUGUUAACCUUGGCUCCUGGUUUGUCCAUGAAGCUUGGAUGACGCCCUCACUAUUCUCCUGUGCUGCUGACGACCAGGAGUCCGAGGUCGAUAUCGCACAUGGCUGGGAAUCUAUCGCUGGGGCUCGCGCUGUUCUCGAGCGGCAUUGGGAUACCUUCGUCAACGAUUCUGAUUUUCAGUAUCUGGCAAGCGUUGGUAUCAACACUGUCCGACUCCCUAUCGGUUACUGGAAUCUAGGACCAGAUUUCGUUCAAGGCACACCCUACGCCGACGUGGGAGACGUAUACCGCAAUUCGUGGCCAAGGAUUGUGCGGACGAUAAACAUGGCGGCUGCGAAUGGUAUCGGCGUUCUCGUUGAUCUACACGGUGCCCCAGGGAGCCAGAACGGUCAGCAACACUCGGGUAUAUCGGAUGGCCAAACGAAUCUCUUCGACAGUCCUACGUUCAUCAACCAGACCUUGGCUGUGCUUACCUAUCUCGUGCAACAACUGGCCUACGUCACGAAUGUCGUUGGGAUACAGAUACUCAACGAACCGCAAAACGUGCCGUCUCUUUCAGAUUUCUACGACCAAGCGAUCGCUACCAUGCGCCAGGUAUACCCCGAAGCCAACGUGCCUCUAUACCUUCACGACGGGUUCGAUCUGGAGCGCUUCAGCAGCUAUGUCGCCAACCGCAAAGACUUUGUCGUGCAAGAUCACCAUUCCUACUUCGUUUUUACACCCUCAGAUGCGAGUGAGCCGGCAUCGCAGCAUACGUCGGAUGUCCAGAACGGCAUCGCGGACUCUCUUCGCCAGGCGUCGGUAGCCGAACACCGCAGCCUUGUUGUAGACGAGUUCUCCUGCGCUCUUACAGACGAGAGCUUGCAAGACGAAGCGGACCCCAACCAAGCUCGCAUGGAUUUCUGCACGGGACAGAUCGAGAUCUAUGCUAAUACCACGGCAGGAUGGAGCUUUUGGGCAUAUCGGAAGGAAGAUUGUGCGGAUGACCCAGGGUGGUGCUUUGGAGCUGCUGUUGGGAAGGCGCUUCCCUCCACCUUCUUCUCCUACGGUGUGCCCCCGGCCGACCCUGAGCCUGUCCAGCUGCCGGACAUGUCAACGCUCAGCCAAGGCAUGACUCCGCCUUCAGGUCAACCGGAUCCAUCUCCGACCAGCACCUCAGUUCAAUACGAACCUUAUGCACAAGGUGACACUUCUUCUCCACCCCCCGCGUUCCGAAGCACCCCUGGGUAUCAGCAGAACCCUCCGGCAAAUAGUGGGCCUUCGGACGCGUUGCAGCAGGCUUCUAAACUUCGAGGCUACAAGGAUGGUUUCCUGACCGCAAGGAUCCUUGCGCUGUACAACCUGUCGAAGCUAGGCUUUGUAGGACAGUAUAUCUUGGACAGCUUGGCGACUCUGGGACCUGACGUUGUCGCUCCUGGCACGGAGAGCUUCUAUGAAGAAGGAUUCCUUCAAGGCCUUGCCGACGGAGAGGCUGUAGUUGCCUCUGGGUUGGCUGCGUCGGGGUAG